This is a messenger RNA of Exophiala viscosa, 1345 nucleotides long. Its product is annotated as inhibitor of apoptosis-promoting Bax1-domain-containing protein. Gene Ontology annotation, cellular component: mitochondrial inner membrane. The transcript is spliced from 2 exons. The record is from RefSeq and is a predicted model, not a curated record. The coding region runs from base 135 to 1172 and encodes 345 amino acids. Lineage: Eukaryota; Fungi; Ascomycota; Eurotiomycetes; Chaetothyriales; Herpotrichiellaceae.
GAAUCGACGAAGCUUCUACUGCCUGCGAUCCGACCAUUCUUGUGUAGAAGUCCUUUUAUAUCCUCUUCUUCAUCGAACAUCGACGACGACAUCCUUCGCACACCCAUUCCUCUCAUCUUCGGAGCGUACACACAAUGUCCUUCAUCCUCAGGAGACCCUUUGCGGUCUCCUCAAACGCCUUCAAACAAUUCAGCAAGCCUUCCAAUUUGAUCCGCGCCUUCCACUCAAACCCCAAGUCAUCAUCGAAUACCUUCUUCAGCCCUCGGCCAGCGACAAAGGCAAACGCACAGUCUCUACUCAAAUCUGCUGCUCUCCGCGAUGGCUUUAAGCGUGGCUAUCAAAAUGCAUCGUAUCAACCUGCCAAUCCAGUUGCGACUGGCAAUCUGACACAACGACUUCUAUAUGGCGGAGCUUUGGUGGGCGGCACGAUACUCGCCACGAACUUCAUUUUCAACCGGGAAACUCGUGAAGAUGGUGGCAUGCCCGACUAUGAGCGCGAAUAUCUGAAUCAGACAUUCAUGCACACUGGUCUCGGACUUGGUAUCAUUGCAGUCGCAGCCCGCGCAUUGCACGCAAGUGGCUGGAGUUACCGACUGAUGGCGACAAACCCUUGGUUGGUCGUCGGUCUUGGACUCGCAGCCAGUAUCGGUACUAUGUACGGAACGUUCUACACUCAUCCCGACAACUAUGUGCAGAAGUACGCCCUCUGGACUGCCUUCAACGUUACCCAAGCCGCCAUCCUCACUCCCCUGAUGUUCAUGUCACCAGCUAUCCUGGCUCGUGCCGGCCUCUACACGAUCGGCAUGAUGGGCAGCAUCGCCUUUGUAGGUGCUACUGCCAAGCAAGAGAAGUACCUAUACCUUGGAGGCCCAUUGCUUGCCGGUGUGGCGAUUGUCGCCAUCUCCGGCUUUGCACCACUCGUGCUGCCCGCCACUGCAAUCCGAACUCUGGCGUGGACUGAGAACAUCUGGCUGUAUGGUGGUCUUGCUGUCUUUGGUGGCUUCACUCUCUACGAUGUUCAGAAGAUUCUUCACCAUGCCAGGAUGAGCGAGCGUGGUCUUGUCAGAAAGGAUGUGGUCAACGAGAGCGUCAGUCUCGAGUUGGACUUCUUGAACAUUUUCAUCCGCAUGGUCCAAAUUUUGUCCAUGCGCCAGAACAACAGGAGACACUAGUGAUCAUGGCUUGGAAAAUCAGCAAGGCAAGAUGAUGAGCCACAAGAAAAGGGUAAACAGCCCUCAUUCAUUUUUCGGAGCGACCUGCUUUUAAAAGACGCUCCGCGUCUGCAUGUGAUAGGAAUAGCAAAAACAGUUGAAAAUGAUUAUAAUUCCACUCUCGAGGCAAUCAU